AUGUCUCAAGUGCAAAGUCCUGUAACGGCAACGAACUCCGGUUUAGCUGUCAAUAAUAUUUCUAACACAAUGAACUCACAAAUGCCUAAUCGUAGCAAUGUUAGACUGGUCAAUGGUACUUUACCUCCUUCACUGCACGUCAGCUCAAAUUUAAACCACAACACUGGUAACAGCUCCGCCUCUCAUUCCGGUUCACAGUCUCGCGACGAUUCUACUAUAGUUGGAUUGCACUAUAAGAUAGGUAAAAAAAUUGGUGAAGGUUCAUUUGGUGUGCUUUUCGAAGGUACAAACAUGAUCAAUGGGCUACCAGUGGCUAUCAAAUUUGAACCGAGGAAAACCGAGGCUCCACAACUAAAGGACGAAUAUAGGACCUAUAAAAUUUUAGCAGGAACUCCUGGUAUACCUCAAGCAUAUUAUUUUGGUCAAGAAGGCCUGCAUAAUAUAUUAGUUAUUGAUCUUUUGGGCCCCUCUUUGGAGGAUCUGUUCGAUUGGUGUGGAAGGAGAUUUUCGGUGAAAACUGUAGUACAAGUUGCGGUACAAAUGAUAACCUUAAUUGAAGAUUUGCACGCUCAUGAUUUGAUAUAUCGUGAUAUUAAACCUGAUAAUUUCCUGAUUGGGAGACCGGGUCAAUCAGAUGCUAACAAGGUUCAUUUAAUCGAUUUUGGCAUGGCUAAACAGUAUCGUGAUCCAAAGACUAAACAACAUAUCCCAUACAGGGAAAAGAAAUCAUUAAGCGGCACAGCAAGAUAUAUGUCUAUAAAUACUCAUUUGGGUAGAGAACAAUCCAGAAGAGACGAUAUGGAAGCGAUGGGUCAUGUUUUCUUUUAUUUCUUGAGAGGUCAAUUACCAUGGCAAGGUUUGAAAGCACCAAAUAACAAGCAGAAAUACGAAAAGAUCGGUGAAAAGAAAAGGUUAACGAACGUUUACGAUUUAGCUCAGGGCCUACCAAUACAAUUUGGCAGGUAUUUGGAAAUUGUCAGAAAUUUAUCGUUUGAGGAAACUCCUGAUUAUGAAGGCUACCGUAUGCUACUUUUAUCUGUACUGGAUGAUUUAGGCGAAGCAGCAGAUGGUCAAUAUGAUUGGAUGAAAUUAAAUGGUGGUCGUGGUUGGGAUUUGUCGAUAAACAAGAAGCCAAACUUGCACGGUUAUGGACAUCCAAAUCCACCAAACGAAAAAUCAAAAAGGCAUAGAAGCAAAAACCAUCAAUAUUCAUCACCUGACCACCACCACUAUAAUCAACAGCAACAAGCCCAAGCCCAAGCCCAGGCCCAAGCCCAAGCCCAAGCCCAAGCCCAGGCAAAAGCGCAACAACAACAGCAAUUGCAACAAGCUCAGGCCCAACAACAAGCAAAUCGUUACCAAUUACAACAAGGUGAUUCUCAUUAUGAUGAGGAAAGAGAAACAUCCAAGCUCGAUCCAACUUCAUACGAAGCAUAUCAGCAACAGACUCAACAAAAGUAUGCUCAGCAACAGCAAAAGCAAUUGCAACAAAAAUCUAAACAGUUUGCUAAUACAAAUGUUAAUGGUCAAACUAACAAGUAUCCAUAUAAUGCGCAGCCAACAACCAACGACGAACAGGAAGCCAAAAACGCAACGCAAGAUAGAAAUAGUAAUAAAUCGUCGAAGGGAUUUUUCAGUAAGCUGGGAUGUUGUUGA
Messenger RNA from Saccharomyces mikatae IFO 1815, 1656 nucleotides. RefSeq names its product serine/threonine protein kinase YCK2 (gene YCK2). Gene Ontology annotation, cellular component: nucleus; cytoplasm. Lineage: Eukaryota; Fungi; Ascomycota; Saccharomycetes; Saccharomycetales; Saccharomycetaceae. Gene Ontology annotation, biological process: signal transduction; endocytosis; peptidyl-serine phosphorylation. The record is from RefSeq and is a predicted model, not a curated record. Bases 1 to 1656 code for a protein of 551 amino acids. The transcript has a single exon. Gene Ontology annotation, molecular function: protein serine/threonine kinase activity; ATP binding.